Messenger RNA from Equus caballus (horse), 15154 nucleotides. The record is from RefSeq and is a predicted model, not a curated record. Lineage: Eukaryota; Metazoa; Chordata; Mammalia; Perissodactyla; Equidae.
GCAACUUCUCCCGGGAAGGCGCCUCCCGCCGAGCCCCGCGAGCCGCAGCCCCCGAGGGCUCCGAGCUGGCUUUUCCCUUUCCUCUGCCUCCCCCCUGCGGAUUCCAGGCACGGACCUUGGUCCUGGCGCUCCCGCUGCCGGGUGACAAGAGCCAGCGCCGCCGCCGCCGCCGCCGCCUCGGCCGCCGCUCCCUCGGCCGCCCGGCCGGCCGCCCCCGGCCGCAGCCCCUGCCGCCCGCUCCCGCCCGCACCAUGGAGUUCUCGGAGAGGAAACGAAGCAGGAAAUCGCAGAGCUUCAAACUGGUGAGCCGAGAUUAUCACCAUGAGGUAUAUAAGAGCUCAGAAUUCAGCAACGAUGUUAAUGGGGAGGCCAAAGAGACACAACCCGUUUUUUUAGGAGAUGAAAGCAUGGAAAUUAAAAAGCAAAUUACAGGAAUGAGAAGAUUACUGAAUGACAGCACUGGAAGGAUUUAUCAGCGUGUGGGCAAGGAAGGAGAAAAGUUAAAAGAAGAACCCCAGGAUUUGGAUUCCAUCUGGCCUCAGCGUUUGAACUCCUCUGCUGAGGCCCCCCAGAACCUCAACCCUUGUUCACGUGGUGCAUGGAACGAGUUAUCACCCCAAAGCGGGCAGUUCUCAGGGCAGUAUGGCACCCGUUCCAGAACCUUCCAGAGUCAGCCCCACACUGCUGGGAGCUCCAACGGAGAACUUCCCGUGGUGACUGCGUCAGCUGGCUCCACCUGCUGCACUUGUAACUGCCAGUCCACGUUGCAGGCCAUUCUCCAAGAACUCAAGACCAUGCGGAAAUUAAUGCAAAUUCAAGCAGUUGGAACCCAAAACAGACAACAGCCCCCAAUUUCCCUUAUAUGCUCCCAGCGAACUGCUGUCUCACGCAAGAGAAAUAAAAAGAAAAAAGUGCCCCCAAAGACUGUUGAACCUCUUACUGUGAAACAGAAGCCCACUGUGUUAGAAACUGAGAAGAAGACAGCAGUGGCCUCUGAGCAGUCUGGUCUCCAGGCGGCCAAGCACACCUCCACUGGGGAGAACCACGUCCUAGGAUUUGGCAUUGUCCUCGAAUCGCCUUCCUCAGAUCCAGAAGUGCAACUUGCUGAAGGCUUUGAUGUGUUUAUGCCUAAAUCUCAGCUGGACUCUAUAUUGUCAAACUACACUCGCUCAGGAAGCCUUCUGUUUAGAAAACUGGUGUGUGCAUUUUUUGAUGACAAGACUUUGGCUAACUCCUUACCCAAUGGGAAGAGGAAAAGAGGACUCAAUGACAACCGGAAAGGACUAGACCAAAAUAUUGUGGGUGCAAUAAAAGGAACUGGUGACAUGAAGACGAGUGAGGCACGGGCCCUGACCUGAAGGAAUGUGCAGUGGAGUGGAGCUGCAGAUCUGUAAGCAGUGAGCCAUGACCCAUAGCUGUACUCUGGGAUGGCAUACAUCAACGUCAAGUGUCCAUACUGAAUGGAGGGAGAAAGCACAGAGGGUUGAAAUCCCUGUAAGAGAAGGCCUCGCGGAACAGGUGACAUCUAACCUAGACCUUGAAGGAGGAAAGUAUAUCAAAUGCAAAGAGAAUGGGAAAGGUGAACCACAGAACAAGUCUAAUGAAGCUUACAUUAAAUAAAACAUUGGCUGAAAGCCUUUUGCCUCCAGAACUUUUAAAAUUCUAUUCUGAAUGGUAGGCCUUGAGUCCUCACCAACCUGUUCACCUUCAAGUGUUUUACUUCAUGAAUAAAAUGCCAAUGAAAAGGACUCCAAUAUUCUUUACCCUCAGGGGUUUUCAACCACAGCUUUGCUUCUUAAAGCCGCCUCGGGCCCAUCCCAGACCUAGUGAGUCAGAAUCCUGGAGCUGGGGCCACAGCAAGUCUAAAGACUGUCCCUGCUUUGUCACUGGUCUUCCAGAAGCUCGAAAAAGGAAUCUCGUCUUCCUCAAAAUUAUAGCUCCAUCUGUUUGCCACAUAAGGAGCAAAUGGAAAUGUGGAGAAAUUUGUUAAGAAUGCUGUGGCUUUAUUGAUCUUUCUUCAGUCUAUCACGUAAUGGACAGGAAGCAGUUGUGGGUUAACUUGCCAGGAUUCAACUCUAAUUCCCAGUUACUGAAUUCUUAAAAAUCCUGCGUUUUAACACCACUGUUAGGGUUGACAAAAACAGCCUCCCGUCAAAAGAGAUAAGUUUCUGUAGCAAACCAGGGCCAUUACAGCAUGACGGUGCAUUGCACAAAAUUAUGGGCACCCUUUCCUUGUUGACAUUGUCGAUGUGUGCAUUUAUGAUAACAUUUUUCUGGCAGAUGCAGGUAACAUGUCCUGAGGAAGGGACACCUUUCUGGUUUGCACAGUGCCCUGAAAAUAGAAAGCAGUGUUUUCUGCACAGCCCAUCUCCUUUUUCUUUCAGUCCCUGAAUUGUUUGGCUGAUCUGAGAUGCUCACGAGCAUCUCGAGGUAAUGCCACAUCUCUCCUAUUUUCUUUCCCAUUGUAGGGAAGCAGAAUUGUAUAAUACGUCCCGAAUUGGUCAAAUUAUAUUUCUCAUAGCUUUUCUCCUACAGUUGGUGCCAGUAAUCUGGCAAAUGUUGUCAGUUCAGUUCCAUGAACAGUUAUUGAUGAUCUCACACAAGGUAUGCAUCAAAAAUCUGAGAGACUCAAGAAUUUAAAUUUGCUUAUAUUUCUACCCUAAAGAUGCAUAUGCAAAUGAUCAUGGGAUAUUUGUAGUCACUACAGUACCAUGGACUGACAGUAAGCCCACGGUGAAAUAGGGAUAUGCGUCAGCUUCCACUAAGAAAACCCCUUAAAAAUCAACAGCCCUUCAUUUAAAAUUGAACUGCAAGCAGUCGUCAGUUGUGGCUGCCUUUAAGACAUCUUUGUAUCAGAGAAAGCGUGGCUGCAUGUGUCCUGUUAAAAGCACCCUGAGAAGAGAGAGAUGCUGCCUCUUGGAAUUAAUCAGGUCUUCCCAUGACUGCUCCCUUCGGUCAAGUCUUCUGUUGCAUUGGCUGUGUUUCCAGGUUCUCCUUUCUUGCCUCUGGCUCUUGGUUAGAUUUUGACACCUCUCCAUGGUCAGCUCCUGGUAUUUCUCAGAACCUUAGCAUCCCCUCAUCAACUCUAUCCCUUUGACCACAGAGUAAAUCCAGUAUUGGUUAUUUUCAGGACCUCCCUCCCCACACAUCUUCAUCACCACAUGCACCAUUUUGAAUCAGCUUAUAGCCAGCCACAACUAAGUGGGGGCAAAUCCUAGUUAGAAAUGUGGACAGAAGCCAGGAACAAAUGAGAUAGUUGACAGUAAGGACUGUGACAUACUGAACAUUUCAGACUAAUCGCAGGGCUCAGGACCUGUCCUGGCUUCUUUCUAAAGAGGCAGGUGUGGUCCUUGUUACCCACGCAGCAUACCACCUGAAAGGUGGCAUGGGGCUUCCAACACUAACACCUCCUUGCAACCACAUUAUUUUUGACAGAGGCAUCAGCAUUCUCCUACUUUUCAAGUUUGAAAACUCAGAAUCUCCUUCAAUUGCCUUUUUGUUGCCUUGCCACUAAUCCCACCUCGUAGCAAGGUCCUAUCUAUUCUUUUCGUCCUUCCUCUCUCCUUCAUUGCUCUUCAGCUUCUCAGAUGCUUCAGCUUCUAGUGCAGCCGUGCAUCCCCUUGUCCUUGAUGUUCUACAAAAAACUUUUUUCAUUUCUUUUUUUUCUGAGAUAUAAUUGGCACGUAACGAUUAGUUUCAGGUGUACAACAUAAUGAUUGAAUAUUUGUAUCUAUUGUGAAGUGAUCACCACAAUCGGUCUAGUUAAUAUCCAUCAUCAUAAAAAACUCUUUAAAUAUCCCUGACCUUGUUUUCCCCCUCCGCUUCAUACUGUAUUCUAACAGCCAGGGAACACCUGUAAAACAAAAUUUCAUGACGUUAUCCUACCUAAUUCCUCUUUGCCCGUUAAAUCAAGUCCAAACCCUGGCCUUUUCCAGACUCCCCACAACUUGAUUUCUCUCUCCUGUCAGCCACAUUUCCCAGGGCUCCUGCCAGGUGAGCAACCCAGCGUUGACACUAUCCCUCAAGCAUCUCAGACUCAUUCUGGACUUCGAGUCAUGCUGUGUUCCUUAGGGCUACCAUGCUCUUCUCUCUUUGCAGACAAGUCCAACUCAUUCUUCAUGGUCCAGCCCAAGUCUCAUCACCUCUGCCAGGAGACUUUCUCCACAGGCCGUAGCCCAUGUUGGCUUCCCCUUUCUCUAAAUUCCUAUGGGAUAUAUUAUUACCUUUCUUCCAUGGAACAAUACCUCUUAACCCCUUGCCUUGCUACUCAUGGUGUAUACGGAGGAUGACUAUGUCAUUUAUUGCCCAAACUGGGACACUCUUGAGACUGAAAAUGGUGCUGUUAAUAAUUUCACUGGGAAAACAAGUGUUUUGAACUGUCCUGGGGAAUCAGGAUAUUUGGUCAUCCUGUUUGUUUGAACCUCUUGUCUUCUCAACAAGACUACAUGCCCCUGUAGGGCAGAGACCACCUUCUACAUUUGCUUUGCAUAUUCCUUGACACGUGAAACAGUGCUGCUCACAUAACUAAUGAUCGAUAAAUACAGAAAGGAAGGAAAGAGGAAUGGAGGGAAUCAAGCGGUCAGUUUGUCUUCGCUGAAAAAGAUCAGUUCUUAAAAACACAGAUGUGUGCAGGGGAUGAAUAACAAGAUAAGUAUACAACUCCUCCAUGACAAGUUGGAAGAGGGCAGCUGAAAUUCAAGAAGGCUGAAAUUCUAUGUAAGUUUGAAGAUUAGAAGAAACAACAGCAACAGACAGAUCAGGUGGUGCACAGCAAUCAAGGAUGAUAGAAGUCUUGCCAACUGAAAACAUGGAAGUGAUCCCAAAUACGAAACCCAAUCUGUAUUCAGUGGGGGCUCUGAGAGCAUUGAUUAUCACUAAAGAUCAAAGAGCAACCUCCACAAUAUACAAUAUGGAAGGUGUAGUUUGUCACACUUCAUUCAUACCAGAGAAUAAUAUCUUCAAAAGGUGAAGUAUAAUAACUUUAUUGUGAGAUUUUAAUUUAAAUAAUGACUUAAUGUUAAUUAAUAAAGAUUCCAAUAGUGGAAUCCAUAAAUGGGUUAAAUGGGCCAUUUCCUGUUUCUACCAUCUCGAGACUUCUUAAUACAUCAGUAUACUUAUCCAUCCAUAUGUUUUUUUAGCAUUCAUCAUCAUGGCAACUUGGUGCCUCAAAGAGAGAGUAUCAAAGAAAAUUUUGAGAACUUUUUUAUUGUCAGUGUCAAAACGUGAGCCCAAUAUUUUCCAGAGCUAAUCUCAAUCAGAAGGGAGUUGCCAGCAUUUAAAAAGAAGAGAAAAUAAAAUCCUAGCUCUGAGGCAUCGGCCCUGUUCUAAUGCCCAGCACCUUCAACCUAAUGUCCACUACGCAGCAGCCACAAGUAUAUGGUAGCAGGCAUGGGACAAGUGUAUCGAUCUGAUGACCUCAUCUCAUAGGCGAGACCCCCGUCACCACCAUUGCUCUUCUAGUUCAUCGCUCUUGCUCUUCCAACUUGGCCGUCUCUGAGUUGGAGUGGUUGUGAGGCACGGGAUGGUACCUGAACUUCCUAAAUGUGUUGUAAUUUGUUCUGGUACUGUGGGUAUUACUUCCAGACUCACUGGCUAGUGGGUGAACUCAAUCCCUCAUGGAAUGACUUCAGGAGUUCAUAUGCUAAGAAACCCUAGCUUUAAAAACUGAGAGAAAAACUCAGAACUUUCUCCCCAUUCAUUUAUAGAAAGACCAGACAAACAUAGAAGCAUGCUGCGAAGCAGUGCCUGGGCAAAGGGAGCAUCGUUAGUGUGCGUGCCGUUUUGUGCCACUUGCCUAGCUGUUGGAGCUGAUGAUUCUCGAUCCUUCAAAUUUUGUUUCAUUUGAGCGUCAGUUCCUGAUCUGCAAACUGAAUGAGUUAUACUAUUUCCAAGAUGCCUUCCAAGUAGCAUUUCUACAAAUCUAUGAGUUUGAAACAUUUCUCUUUGCCAAAAAACGGCUAGACAGUAAAAUACCAUUACAUCAAAGCUUGUUAUGACCCAGAUGUUAAUAAUUAGCAGAUAUAAUUUAUUCCCUUGAAAUAUGCCAAACAUGUUAAACAAACGUGUUGUAGCACAGCCAGCCAAAAGAUAGUGUUAAUCAUAUUUCCCACUAACCAUAUUAUCAAUGGGCUCUGCUGAGGGCUUUCUUAAAUUGAAGUAAAUUAAAAUUAACUUUGUCUAAUUUGAGAAACCACUAUAGGCACUUUCUUUUAGACAGAGAGGGCAUUGUAGCAAAAACUGAAUAAAGGAAGACACGGGAUAUUGUUCUUUUCCUCCAGACUACUCUGGCCUCAAAUCUUUGAGAAUCGCUGUGAUUAAACGAUAUUGUUCAAACCUCAAAGUCCCACCAGUUUGGGGAUAAUGAAAGGAGCAUUGUGGGAUGUAGAUUUUCUCCUGACUCUGCCGUUUAAGGUCUUGAAACAUUACCUUCUCUUGAAAAAAGAUUCGUGGCUUGGCUAAUUUUUAGUCUCUUCCAGUUCAGAAAUGUGUGUGGUUCAGUAAUUUUCGGCCAUAUUCUCAGAAGUAAGCCUGUAGAAUUAAAUCUGACAGGGAAUCAAUUUUGAGGAUAUCUAGGGCCCUUUUCAUUACAACAACCAACGGAAGGUCACAGCCCCAUUCAAGGAUCAGCACUAAGGGGCGAAGUGUUCAGUGGUCCUUCUGGUCACCUUUCACCCGACUUGACCGGCUGACUGCCCUGCAGUCCCGUCUGUACAUAAUUCAGUAGGAUAUUCUGGUUUCAUCAAUAAAUACAUUCUUGUUUGCAUUACUCUAUUUCCUCAACUUUUCAUUUAAAGAUUUCAUUUUUAGGUGCAUUAGUUGAUGAACUAUGUGCUAAGUCUUAUGGUUAAAUCUGAAACGAACUUCAAGGCUCAGUAUAUUUCAAGAUCUAUGGCCGUUUACUGAAGAAAUUCUCCUUUCACUUCUUUCAAGUCAAGUCACAGACCAGAGAAAAGAAGUUUCUGAGAUUUUUCUUUCACGAACCAUAUGUUUCUGCUGCCUAUUAUGUGCAGCGAUGGACAAGAGAGCCUUGAUCUCUGCCCUUGUUGAGUUUAUAGUUUAGAUGAUCACUACAUGUUGCUAUUUAAGAACCGCUGGUUAACGAACUCGCGGGGCCUUGCCUGAGAAGGUCACAUUUCAGCUGUGACCUGAAGGCUGGUGGACUCGUGUCUUCACCCUGUUACUCCCAGCAGGCAAAUCAUCAAAUCCUCUCCUAGCUCCCCUUUAAAGAUAGCUUCUGGUUUUUAUCCCAAGAGAGAGUGCACGUAAGGAAUAUCCUUGACAUCUGGUCAGUAUUGACAUUUUCACAGCAUCAUCUUAGGAAAAAUUUUCUGAUUUGUUCAUAGAACGACUGAAGAAUGGCAUUUGUCCCUGUUAGCGUUAGUCUUCAGGUUAGAAGUAGAAAUGAGAGUAGUCCUCCUCAUCUUGUGUUGUAGACAUUCUCCCAAGAUUCGUUUUCUCUCUCCUUUACCACUGAGAUUUAAGUCAGAUGUUAUAUUUACUUCAUAGCCCUCACUUCUUUUUUUUUUUUUUAGGAAUCAGAAUGUUCUGCCACCUUCCAUUCCCUUUCUGUUUCUCUUUCUCCCUCCUGCUCCAGAGUAACCUGAAGUUGGUGUGAAUCUUUCCCAUUCAUGUUUUUCUAUUUUACUGCUUAACUGUGUGUCCAUAAGUCACGCUAUUGUUUUGUGAAUUUACACAUACAUCUACAUACAGCCUCAUGUACUUUUGCAACUUUUUGUCCUUUUAUUCAAGAUUGAUCCAUAUCAAUACAUUAUAAAUCUUGUUUAUUCAUUUUAACUGCUAACCACAACAUAAAUAAAGCAAUUUCUCUCUCCAGUCUUUUAUUAAGAGACAGUUAGGGUGGGUCUGUUUCGUGAUUCCCCAUGGCAGCAGCUGUCUUUGGGUUUCCUGGGGCUUGUGUGUGAGUUUCUCUAAGGCAUGCACCAGGGAGUGGAACUGAGGCACGGGAUAGAAACACUGCCAAGUGGUUCUCUAAGGUGGCCAAUAUCAUUUAAACACCCACCAGCAAUAUAUAAGAAAUCCUGUUUUUCCUUGUCCUUGCCAACAUCUGGUGUGAACAAACUUUAAUUUCUACCAGCCUGAUCUGUCUCAAAUGGCACCUCAGUGGUGGUUCCCUGAUAAUCCAUGAGGAUGAGCAUCAUUUCAUAUUUAUUACCAUUUGGUUGUUUUCCUCUGUGAACUUCCAUCCUUUUCCUAUUUUUCCAUUAAGUGGUUGUUAUUGACUUAUAUGAAUUCUUUUGUCCUUUAUAUGUAUUAUAGAUAUUUUCUCUUCCAACUUGCAGAACUUUGCAUAUGGUCUCUUUUAUCAUAUCAAAGUUUAGCCUUAACAGUCAGAUAGAUUACUUUAUGCCUUGUGCUUUUUUGGUGCCCGUUUUAAGAAAUUCUCCCUACCUUGAUGGUAUAAUGGUAUUCUCUUACUUUUUUUCCAACAGAGUUUUAAAAAAUUAUCUUUUAUAUUCAGAUCUUUCAUCCACCCGGAAUUUACUUUUGCCUAAGAUGUGAGGGAGGGAUUUACUUUGUUUUUCUCUGUGGGUAAUCAGUCAUUUUAACACCAUCUUUUUUUUUGCGCAUGAAUAGUAAUUCCACUUCUGUCGUAAUCUGAGCUCCCAUUUCACAUGUUUACACUUGACGUUUUAUCUGCCUCAGGGCCGAUACUACACAGUUUUCAUUAGUUUGGCAUUGCAGUAGUUCUUGAUAUUUUCUAGGUCAUGUCCUCCUUUCUUCUCCCUCCUCCACUUCUUUCCUUCUGCACUGAGUUUUCUUUUUCCUCAAGUACAACCUUUAGUAAUUCUCUGAAUGAGGGUCUGUGCAUAUAUUCUUUCAAUCUUUGUUCUGACAGCUUCUUCAUUUCUCCCUCACUGUUGAAUAACGUGGAGUUUAUUAGUUGGGUAAUUUAUUCUAGAUUGAGGAUUUUUUUCAGAGCAGGUUGAAAAUAUUCCCCUGUCUUCUAUAUUUUGUUGCCAUUGUGAGUCUGUCAACCUGUUCUCCUUUUGUAGGUAAUCUGUCUUUCUCUCUAGUUGCUUUUAAGACCUCCUUACCUGGGAUUUCCCACUUUCUUCGUUUUAAGUCUAGGUAGAUAUUUCUUUUUACAGAGCUCUGCUUGGUUGUUGUGCUUCUUGAAACCAGAGUUCCUGACUUAGCAAUUCUGGAAGUUUUCAUCUGCUGUCUCUUCACGUUUUGCCUUCACUUCUCUCCCUCUGAAACAUCUGUUUGUGUUUACUGGACCUUUUCAUUCUGUCCUUCAUGUCUCUUCCUUUGUCUGUUAUAUUUUCUAUCUCCUCCUCUCUCUCUGCUACCUUCUGAGUCAUUCUUCAGAUCUAUCUCCCUAUUCUAUCUAGUGAUAUUAAUCUAUUGAUUAGCCUGUCCUUUGAAUUUUUGAAUUUUAGUUACUAUAUUUUUCAUUUCUGUAAGUUCCUUUUGGUUCUUUUUGAAAUCAGCCUUGUUGUUUUCUUACUGACUGAAGUCCUUCUUUAAUGUCCCUCAUCAUUUUAGACAUUCUUAUUUUGCCAUUCCAUUGCCUCGAGUUAGUCGGGCUCCGAUCCUGCUUUUCCUUGGGUCGGCUGACUCUUGCUCCUGGUGUGUUGUUUCCUCGUGUGUUUCACUGUUUGUAAAUAUGAGCUCAUCUGCAGUGGGCGUGUGUUUUGCUUUGUUUUCCAUGAUCAUCUGCUGGGACCCAGGUUGUGGGAUCCUCCCUUCAGAGUAGUUCUGCACUCCCGUUGGUCUGGAGCCCAGAGGUACCAACGGCGAUGCUUAUGUCUUUUACCAAGGUAGCAUAAUUUCAUGCGCCAAACUUAGGUGAGGUCCAGGCCAAGCAUUUAGAGUUUUCCAAGAAAACUUUUCCUCCCUCCAAAGACUAGACAGGGCACCCGGUGCUGGUGGGUAGACAGUUAUCCUUUACGCUGCAGUGCAGCCUCUGAGGCUCCCAGCUUCAUGUGGGGGCUUCGGUUCUAACCCCCACAUAGGCCCAAGACCUCCUUCUGUUGGCUUAUAAGUGUGAUAACCUGAAACUGCUCUUCCCCUACCCCCGUCUCACGGCAACUGCACAGUGUGUCGUUGGUCUGCACAUGUGGUUCCUGAGUCUGGAGCAUUCUCCAUCUUCUUUCCUGUCUCUUCAUCUAACCCCCUCUUUUUUCUUGGGUUUCAACUUAGCCAUCACUUUACCCAACAGCUUUCCCCAGCUACCCCCUCACCCCAGGAAUGGGCUAGGUACCCUUCUCUCUGUAUCCUGGACUUCCUUCUGUCAGAGCAGCUUUCCUUUGUACUGGUCUCAACUUCAUUUGCCUUCACCCUCCACUUCAGUGAAAGAGUUUUAAGGACAAGGGACCGCUUGUUCACCUGGCAUAAUCUGGCACAUCGUGGGUGCUGAGUAGAUCCUUCUUGAGUGAAUGCUUGGCAUUUUUAUAAUGAGAGCACAGUGGGGGUCAGGUUCUAGGUAUGAAGCACCCCAGAUUGUGUGUGGGAUCAGAAAAUACCAUCCACUGUGAAUGUGCUUAAUAAGAAUCAGCGCAGACAGGUGAGGUAAACCGUGUGCUGAAGUCAUCGCACAUCGAAAGAAUCGUUUGCGACCGUGUGUCUCGUGAUGUGCCUUGAAGAUCGGUGUGCACAGAGGCCGGGACAGGAAAGCAAAGGGACUUGUCGGUGCCCACUCGGUACUGUGCGGUCUGGGCACUGGAGUGUGGUGGUCAUUGGUACAUAAUCAACAGUGGAUUAAGAAUCAGGCUUUACUCCGACCAUCGUAAAACGCUCUCUCCAGGAAGCAGAGUCCGUCAGGUUCCCUUAGGAAGAAGCUGCGCCAUGAGGCUGCACAGGGAAGUGGUAGCAAUGGAGGCUGCUCUUCGGCUGCAUCCCCUUCUCACCAGCCACACUGUCAGUCUCUCUGGCUCUUCGCUUCUCUCUGCACAUCGGCUUCACCCUCCUCUCCUCACCGGCUGGCUUCCUCCACUUGGUUUCUGGCCCUCACAGUUGUGGUUUGCCCAGGGUACGUCGGGACUACUCACGUCAUGAUGCCUCAGCCUUGCCUCCUAUUGCUAAAGCUCAUCCUCUCAUUGCUUGCUAUUCUGAAAAGAAGGAUGCCAGAGGGCCCAGCUCAUCCUUUUGUGCAGUCCACCACUUGGCUUGCCUAGGUCAAGUGCCCGUCACUGCUCCAGCGGCUUGAAGGGCACUGGGAUGAAACAUUCCUGCCCACUUUCGCAGCAGGGGCCAGGGGUGGGCAGUUUUCCAUAGGCAUCCUAAAGCUUGGCCCACCCCACACCAUCCAGCUGCCUCUGGGUCAAUUCCAUGCUCACCAAGCAACUUUCCGUUUAGUUCUUCGUUCCAGUGUCUUGAUUCCAAGAAGUGGGAGUACUGGGUUAUGACUCAAAUGUUUCAGAUACCAGAAGGGUAAUCCCCCCUAUUACACAUUAAUUCAUUGUCAUCCUAGUUUAUUUAUCAAUCUCUUGUAGGUUUAGUUCUUGUGAGCUGGUUUCUCAGGCCUGUAUCCUCCGGGUGGUCUGAUAAAAUCAGAUUUCUGAACCUGUAUGGCUGAGAGCCAGUCCGUAGACCAGUAACAGCUGCACCAAGAUAUGAAGCCCUGCACCAUCGCCAGCCUCAUUCUGGCUCUUUCCCUUUCUCUCAUGGUACCUUAACUGCCGCAUUUAUUGUUAUUUUCAUAAGUUACUAGAAUGAAUAUCAAGCCUAUAAUUUAUAGGUUUCAGCUCUCGCCAUGAAAUUGGGAAGUGAAGCACCAUAAAAUCAUCAAAGAAAAUAUAUACUCUAUUAGAAUGAAAUUUGGGCCAGUCAUCAGUGUCAGAGCUGAAAAUACCUAUGCAGCAUCUACCCAAGGACCUGUCUCCCUCUCCUGUCCUUGCCACAAGCCAACUAACCCCUUGAUGGAGGGGAGAUCAUCGCAGACCCCACCUGGUCCUCUCUCCUCUGCCGUCCCCCAUGCUUCCAUUUUGUGUAGUUGGAGUGACACCAACAUUCACAGCUUUCACACGGAAGUAUUACCUGAGUUAUUGAUUUGUUUAUGCCAUAUUUAGAAUUCAGUCAUUUUUCUCUUACAAAAUCUGUGCCUUCAUCUACAACUUUAAAUGAAAAAUUAAAUCAUUUAUGUGGAGGAUAAUCCGUAUUAGCUGUGCAGUCUCCGGCCGGCGACAUAACCUGCCCGUACUUGGACUUUGCCAUCUGUAAUAUAGGAUCACCACACCUGUGCCACUGGGUUCUUGCGAAGAUUAAAUGAGAUAAAUAUACAGUGCUCAGCACGUGGGAAGCUUCCAAGUGUAGCCUUGGAAGAGUGAAAGGAAAGAGGAGGAGGUGGGAGGGGUUCUGGUUGGUUGUUCUCUACUCAUUGAGCUGUGAGGAGGUGGGAGGCAGACAGCCCGCGGGGAAACCUGGUCUCCUCCACCUGCAGCUGGGCAUCAGCGAGCAUCACCUGGAGCUGCCCCCCAAGGUUCCCUCUCCAUUUGCACACCCCCAGCAAAGUGGUCCGGGGACCCCACUGUGGAGAGUUCUUUCUUAGCCUUGUCCCUGGCCCCUUGCAAGCUCUGUUUGUUUCGCAGACCUAAUGGGGACCUGGCUUUCAGUUCUACUUGAUGUCAACUUUGAUUUUCACUCAUCUGUUUGACCAGGAGUUAAAACUGAGUCAUCACAUCAUAAGGUGGGCUCUCACUGCUGGCCGGUGUUUGAUCCUAGUUAGAGGAUUUCACAGUGAAACUGAAGCUCUGCAGGGCUCCUCCUGCUUCUUCAAGUAUCUGAGUGAUCCAGUGACUUUAUAAAAAUCCACACCAUAUUCUGCCUUUCCCAACCUAGACAGCCAGAAGAAUCCAAACUCCGAGUCCUCCAGGAACUACUGUGUGAACACAGAGCUGUUUGGGGAACACGGCCAAUCCGCUGUGUUCUCAGCACGUCGCAUUCAGACACGCUGCACACCACCGUGUUCAUUGAUGAUUACAUUAAAUGCUGUGCUCCUCAGGAAGGACCCGCCCGCUCAGCCACCACCAGCUUAUUCAUUAUUUAUAUGCAAUUAAAGGGCAUGGUUCAAAUGAAUGCAGGCAUCCGAGAAAAGUCAUUAUUCAUGUACAGAUCAAAUUGAACAUUUGUCAUUUCCCCAGUGACUUAACAUACUCCUUGUGCCUUGGGACCUCAAAUUAUAUUAAGCAUAGUAGACGUUUUAACUCUUUUUAUUUAGUUUAAUUGUUGGCCUUAGUCCCCUUGUUCGGAUUAUUUGGACUUGUUUAAAAUUAGCCGUUGCCUCCCCUUAACAUAUUAAAAUAGGAAAGGAGGGAAAUUUCUGUUUAGGACCUAUUGCGUUCUAAGGAUGAAUGCAAAUUGUACUGUAAUUCCUAAUGACCCACUAUUAACAUAGCAGGAAACCCAGUGCAUUAAUCCAGUCCCUCUUUUCACAUCAUUACUCCUAAUGGAACUGUUACCAGGAUAAUAGCUUGACCUUUAGCUAUAGAUUUGGAUAGCAAACAUAUCUUCUAGUUACUCGAUACCUCUAUUCACAAAGCAUAUCGAGCAUUUUCAGAUCAAUACGAUGACAAUCUUGGCCGUGUCUAAGGCCUCAUCUGCUCAUGUAACAAAGAGAACAGGAUUUCAUCCUCAGCAGGUAGGUGCUAGUUAAAAGUCUCUUAAGUUUGAGUGUAAUCCAUGACAUAGGAUGUCAGUAACAUGCCCAGUGGAAAUAUUUGUCCGUAUAGGUAUUUUUGGAGAAGCCUUACUGCUGUGCCUCCAGUGGUCUCAGACACAGACCCAGGAGACACAGAUGUCCCUGGCUUCUUUUUAUUGAGACCAGAUAAAAUUUAGCUGAAAGGAGAAAAAAAUAACCAGAAAUUGUUGCCUUUUUAGUGAGUGGCAGAAUACUUGAGCUCAAGAUUAGAUUCGAGGCAUCUGCUUGGAAGCCCCUUGCAGAGUGGGAGAAGACAUUCCAGAACCUUCCCUUUGGUUCUCCUAAACUUGGUCAUUGACCCAUGUGGUUGCUGGGAGUUAUUUUGAUGUUGGCAAAAUCCACAUGUACUUUGUUAAUUUGGAAGCACUACUUCCUAAUGUGCUAAUUUGGACACCUGCAUUGCACAGUCUAAGAAAAGAGGGUUGCUAUGGAAAUUAAUGAUAUAAAUAAUAUUACAAGGAGGGAGAUGUUUACCUACUAAGACUAUAUUUAAUCAUUUUUGUGGUACACAUUUUCAUAUAAACUAAUAGGGCAUUAAAUACAUUUUUUUUUUCUAUUUGUUAAAACAGGACUUUGAGAACCUUUGGGCAAUUCUCUGAUCAAGGAAUGCUAUUGUGGGCGUUUUGAAUGUAAUAAAACCUUAUCUCUUUAACUUCAUUCUAUUAAUUAAGACUUUCUGCUAAUUCAGAGAGUCCUUCCUCCUCCAGUUAGUCUAAAUUUGUGAGCUAUUGUAUUUGCUUCCGUUAGAAACAAAACUGGAAAAUAUGUUUGUUUCUUUGUCAACUGUUUAUUGAGUUUCAGUACAAGGGCACUCGGUACAAGGGCACUGUGGUCGCUGCUUUGAGGGACACGAAAUAAAUGAAGACCCUUGAAGUUGUCUAUAAUCUGGUAUAGGGGAUUCAGAAACACACCUCCCCUGGGAAUAUGUGUCUUCUCCCUCCCUCCCACGUGGAGACGGCUUGCUCGCCCAUGCGCCCCGUGCCCUGUACUGGGCAGCCUGGUUGGUAUUUCUCCAAUCCGAAAUUCUGCUUCCUAAUCAUACUCCUCAUCUACCCAAUUGGGGCUGGGAUGGAAGCUUUCCCUUAAGGCUCAUCACAGCUGUGCGUCUUCCUCUCCAGCCCAGGUCUCACCUUGGGUAACUUCACUGGGAAGAUCCGUCUGAUGCUCGGCCUCAUAGUGUCCGGACCUCAUCCACAGUAACAGUCACCUCUACUGCUUUCAGCCCCACACCGUUGACCACACCUUAGCACGCUCAUACAGAACAGCUCCGCUGCUGAUAUUUUAUGUUCCAGCAAUAUACUCUCAGUUGCCCCUGCUCCAUGACACCUCCUUACCAACCCCAUUGACAUUUCCAUUCCCUGAACUCUAGAGACUUUUCCAAGGCUGUGAGCCUUUUACUUGCUUUACUUCCUUCCCAGAUUUGGGCGGGAACAGGGAGUGAAGAAAGAUGAGGUAAUUCAUUCUAGGUAGCAUCUUCACCAACAUCUUCAA